GAUGAGCCUGACUUGUUUCUGCACAAAGGUCUCAUCAAGUCUGUGGCUGGCCCAGGGAUCCGGAGGUCGACGUCCACUUGCUGCUCUAAACUUAAACUGCAGGCUCCGUUAUGGGUCGCCUUGAUGGAAAGGUCAUCGUCGUGACAGCUGCCGCUCAGGGGAUUGGCCGGGCCGCUGCCUUAGCUUUUGCAAGAGAAGGUGCCAAAGUCAUCGCCACGGAUAUCAAUGAGUCCAAACUUCAGGAACUUGAAGAGUGCCCCGGUAUUCAAAUUCGGACCCUUGAUGUCACAAAGAAAAAACAAAUUGACCAGUUUGCCAGUGAAAUUGAGAGACUUGAUGUUCUCUUUAAUGUUGCUGGUUUUGUCCAUCACGGAACCAUACUGGACUGCGAGGAGAAAGACUGGGACUUCUCGAUGAAUCUCAAUGUCCGCAGCAUGUACUUGAUGAUCAAGGCAUUUCUUCCUAAAAUGCUUGCACAGAAAUCUGGCAACAUUAUCAACAUGUCGUCUGUCGCUUCUAGCAUCAAAGGAGUUGUGAACAGAUGUGUGUACAGCACAAGCAAGGCAGCUGUGAUUGGCCUCACAAAGUCCUUGGCUGCAGAUUUCAUCCAGCAGGGGAUCAGGUGCAACUGUGUGUGUCCAGGAACGGUUGAUACCCCAUCUCUGCAAGAAAGAAUACAAGCCAGACCAAAUCCCAAAGAGGCACGGAAUGAUUUCCUGAAGAGACAGAAGACUGGAAGAUUUGCAACCGCAGAAGAAAUAGCUCUACUGUGUGUGUAUUUGGCUUCUGAUGAAUCUGCCUACGUAACAGGUAAUCCUGUCAUCAUUGAUGGAGGCUGGAGCUUGUGAUUUUGAUCUCCUUGCUGGGAAGGAAGGCAGGCCUUUCCUGUCCACAGUGAACCUGGUUAUGAAGAAAAUUCACCCAUCAUGUCUUUCCUGUUAAUGGCAUAUUAAUGAAAACAACCCCUUUUAAAUGAUGUCAUUGUUCACGAGAGUCACAUUCUUUAAAUAUAUUAAUCUCUUUCUAACCUCUUCUAAAAUCAUUGUAGGGAGAUGACAUAAAGGAUAAUGAACUCACUGCAAAUGAAUAGUUUUAAAAUAAACAAUUUGCAAGCAUAUAAAAUGAAAAUGUGAAUAUGAAAAAUGGAAGGUUUUUAAGAAAAAGGUAUUAAUUUGUAUUUUACUUCUAUCUCAAAUUAUUCAACUAUUUUGUACAAUUCUGCAUUGGUCUGUACAUGGAUACUAAUUUUAAAAUUUUCACCAUUAUAAAUGACUACAAAGUAGGAAGGAAUUAAGUCAGCUUCAGUAACUUACAUUAAAAGGAGUUUAGAUUCGGAACUAUACUAUGGAUCUGUUAUAUAAAAGAAAAUUAUCAUCAAGAGUUUAUGCUUAAUGGAUGUUAUCACUCAAAAUUUAGUACUGUUUUCUUAGCUUAAGUAAAAAAAAAAUCUUUCUUAAAAUAAGCAAUGAUAAUUAGUAUGAGCCUAAGAAACUUAUGAUGAACUAGCAAUAUUAUCAAUUUGAGUGAUAUUUUUUAGGUUAAGUGUAGAUUUUUUUUUCACCAAAUUCCUAGUUAAUAGUAAAAGGACAUGAAAUUUAGAAACAGUCUCUGGAUAAAUAGAUGUAAGUGAUUCAUAUAGCAGGAAACAAAAUUAAAGAAAAUAAAAUUUUCAAGGGAUAGGUGAAAUAGAUAAAGAGAAUUAAGGAAUACAAACUU
Messenger RNA from Neogale vison (American mink), 1716 nucleotides. It is a transcript of the gene BDH2, whose product is annotated as 3-hydroxybutyrate dehydrogenase 2. The transcript has 10 exons. Gene Ontology annotation, molecular function: 3-hydroxybutyrate dehydrogenase activity. NCBI's taxonomy places the organism in Eukaryota, Metazoa, Chordata, Mammalia, Carnivora, Mustelidae. Bases 111 to 848 code for a protein of 245 amino acids. Gene Ontology annotation, cellular component: cytoplasm. The record is from RefSeq and is a predicted model, not a curated record. Gene Ontology annotation, biological process: siderophore biosynthetic process.